AUGCCAAGACAGCGUAAUUGCUUAGUUUGUAAGAAAGAGUUGGCGGGUAAAUAUUAUCUUAUUGUUGGUGCUCCCGUGAAGGGCUAUGCCGCAAGUAGAGCAAAUUAUUGUUUUUCCUGCUGUAAUAAAUGGAAAGAAAAAUUUCUUAUUAAAAAGUUAAUAGAAAGAGGAGAAGCCAAAAUAGUGGAAAAAAAGGCGGGAAACCAAAUUGAUGACGAAAUUAAUAUGAGUUUUUUAUAUUUAUUCGCCAAAUCUGCUCGGGAAGUCAAAUAUAAGCAAGAAGUAGUUCAGCCCACGAUAGAACUGAUAUUAGGUAGAAAACUUAAUGAGGAAAUUAACACCACUACCACCGGAAAUUGCCCAGAUGACAAUAAAUUAGCUCUCCAAAGUUUUUUGCGUAGCCUUAAUAUUAAAGAAAAAGAACUAAAAAACAAUAAAAUAUCUAGCCAAAAUAAUCUUAUUAAUAAACAGGGUAAAAACGAAUUUGUUUCCGAAAAUUCCAGCCGCUUAAUUUUGCCAAUUGGAGCCAGUUUAGCAAUUGUGGCCGAUAAUUCCGGAGCCAAAGAAUUAUUAGUUAUUCGUUGUUUAGGAGGUUCUAACCGUCGCUAUAGUUAUAUUGGCGAUCUAGUGAUUGCCACGAUAAAAAAAGUAAAUCCGAAGGCAGAUAAUGUAAAAACUGGCGUAAUAAAAAAAGGACAAGUAGUAAAGGCCUUAAUUGUUACGAGUAAAAAAGGAUUUCGUCGGGUCAGUGGAAGUCAUAUUAGUUUUAGCGAAAAUUAUGCAGUUUUGGUAAAAAAAGAAGAAGACCGGCAAUUAAUCGGCACUUGA
Messenger RNA from Funneliformis geosporum, 828 nucleotides. The record is from the annotation of a GenBank genome assembly. NCBI's taxonomy places the organism in Eukaryota, Fungi, Glomeromycota, Glomeromycetes, Glomerales, Glomeraceae.